Molecule: messenger RNA, 1785 nt
Organism: Myotis daubentonii (Daubenton's bat)
Lineage: Eukaryota; Metazoa; Chordata; Mammalia; Chiroptera; Vespertilionidae
Product: serine/threonine-protein kinase MARK2-like
Exons: 2
Coding region: 1-1785 (594 amino acids)
Source: RefSeq, a predicted model, not a curated record
AUGUCGUCUGACUGGGCAACUUCCUCUUCUGAGGUUUCAACCCCUCCCGUCAACCAGUUGCGCUUCCUUGGUGACUAUGUGCUCCAACGAACAAUCAGCAAGGGAGCCGGGGCCAUGGUGAGCUUGGCCCGGCAUGUGCCAACUACCACUGAGGUGGUUAUAAAAGGGAUUAGUCGGAAGGGCUGUCCUGAGUUCCCUCAAGAAGCCCAUUGCCUCCAAACCUUAAAUCAUCCUAACAUCACUUCAUUAUUUGAAGUAAUUGCCACCCAGGACAAGGUUUACUUGGUGAUGGAGCACGUGAGGGGAGGGGACCUAGGAGAGUACCUGGAGACCUAUGGCCGCAUGACGGAGCAAGAAGCGCGCGCUGCGUUCCGGCAGCUGGUGUCUGCGCUCCAGUAUUGCCACCACAGGGGCAUCGCCCACCGGGACCUGAAGCCCGCCAACAUCUUAUUAGAGACUAAUGGCCUCAUGAAACUGGCCGACUUCGGUUUUGCCAAAGAAACGAAGGGCCAAAAUCUGAGCACCUUCUGCGGCACCAUCUACUACAUGGCCCCCGAGAUCUUCAAACAUCAAGACUACGACGGCUGCAAAGCGGACAUCUGGAGCUUGGGGGUGACGUUGUACAAAACGGUGACGGGAAAGUUGCCAUUCAAGGGAGCCAACAUUGUGAGGCAGAGGGAGAAGAUCCUGGCGGGGAAGUUCGAAGUGCCGCACUUCCUGAGCAGGAAAGGUCAAAGUUUUUUAAAACGACUAAUUACUGUGGACCCCAACCAGAGGCCGACCAUGGAAGAGGUCAUGGAGGACCCCUGGCUCAACAUGGGCCAGGAGGAGGAGCCGCUGCGGCCCUACAUCGAGCCACCCCAGGAGGACUUGGACCCCCGUGUCACAGAAAUGAUGCUGGACCUGGGCUUCAACCAGGAAGAGAUCGAGCAUUCAGUGAAGCAGAGGACAUUUAAUAAAGUGAUGGGGACAUACAGGAUCCUGAGGGAGACCCAGACCAAGAUGCCCAGCCGCACCAUCCGGGUAAGGCCCUACCCCUCCCUUGAGGCCAGGAGGAUUUUCUCCAGCCAGGAGGUGGGUGAGUCAUUUGAAGGAAAAACAGAACAACCUUCCAAUCCCAUAGACAGCCCGGGGUCUAAGGUGACCACUCCCCCACCCAACCUGGUGGAAACCAUAUCCACCACUCCCCCAGCCGACCCCAUUGAGUUCAUGACAGCUACCCCCAGCCCAGUCCUGCAGCGCGGCUCUGAGGGCUCCCCCGCCAUGCGCAACAGCCGCAGCAGCAGCAUUAUCAGCAGCCGGGGAGCCCCAGGGGGAGCUGCCCAUGAUCUGGGCCUCCACACUGGGCAGGCUGAGGAGGAGAGCAAUGACCUAGACUACCCGGGGUCGAACGUGACCACUCCCCCAGGCAGCCUGGUGGAAACCAUACCCACCACUCCCCCAGCUGACCCCCCUGAGUUCAGGACAGCUACCCCCAGCCCAGUCCUGAAGCGCGGCCGUAGGGGCUCCCCGACCAUGCGCAACAAAAGCCACAGGAGCAACAUCAGCAGGGCUGUUCAAGAGAAGGUGACCCCGCGGUCCCCUCAGGCUCUCCAAGAGAAGGCGAUCCAGUUGUCCGCUGAUGCUGUCCAAGAGAAGGGGACCCAGAAUUCCUCCGGCGCUGUUCAAGAGAAGGCGAUUCAGAGGUCCCCCGACGCUGUCCAAGAGAUGGCGACCCAGUGGUCCCCCGACGCUGUCAGGGAGGCGAUGACUCAGCGUUCCCCGUCGCUGUUUGGGAGGCAGUGA